Molecule: messenger RNA, 1996 nt
Organism: Danaus plexippus (monarch butterfly)
Lineage: Eukaryota; Metazoa; Arthropoda; Insecta; Lepidoptera; Nymphalidae
Product: cystathionine beta-synthase-like
Exons: 11
Coding region: 174-1679 (501 amino acids)
Cellular component (GO): cytoplasm
Molecular function (GO): cystathionine beta-synthase activity; cysteine synthase activity
Source: RefSeq, a predicted model, not a curated record
AUCGAUACUAUCGAGAAAGAAAAGUCGGAGGACAAGGGACAUCUCUAGACAGUAGUACAGUACUCAAUAGGCACCAACUUAUUUAGUAGUUUUAAAAUUAUUUUAAAUACGUCCAGCGUGUGGACGGACGUGCUCAAAUUAUUUGGUAAUUAAAAAAAAUAAUAGAAACUAAAAUGGAAAACGGCAAGAAACUAUCUUCGGAGUAUUUUAACCUUAAGGAAAUGCCUCACAUUGUAAAAACACUAGAUAGAAAUCCUAAAAUUCAGGAAAAUGUAUUAAACGUAAUUGGUAAUACACCACUCGUAAAACUAUCGAAAAUACCAAAGGAAGAGGGCGUACAAUGUGAAAUGUAUGCAAAAUGUGAGUUUUUAAAUCCUGGGGGUUCAGUGAAAGACCGCAUAGCUUAUAGAAUGGUUUUGGAUGCUGAGAAGAAGGGAAUAUUGAAACCUGGAAAAUCGGUGAUUGUUGAACCAACUUCUGGAAACACUGGAAUUGGACUAGCUUUAGCAGCAGCUGUGAGAGGAUACAGAUGUAUUAUUGUGCUACCGGAAAAGAUGUCAGAUGAAAAGGUGAACACGCUCCGUGCAUUGGGUGCAGAAAUCAUCAGGACUCCGACCGAGGCAGCUUCUGAGUCCCCCGAUAGUAACAUCAUGGUUGCAAGACGUUUGUCCAACGAAAUACCUGAUGCUGUACUCUUAGAUCAGUACAAUAAUGUGUGCAACCCGUUAGCUCAUUAUGAUGGCACCGCUGAAGAAAUCCUAUGGUCGCUUGACAAUGAUGUGGAUAUGGUGGUGAUAGGAGCUGGAACUUGUGGGACAAUCUCCGGGGUCGCACACAAGAUCAAGGAAAAAUGUCCCAAAUGUGUAGUUGUUGGAGUGGACCCCUAUGGAUCAAUUCUGGCUCAGCCUGAAGAGUUAAAUGAGAGUGAUGUAAUGGUGUAUGAGGUGGAAGGUAUUGGAUAUGAUUUCUUGCCGAAGGCUCUAGACAGGACGGUCAUUGACAAAUGGGUGAAGACGGAAGACAAGACCUCACUGAACAUGGCCAGGAGGUUGAUCAAAGAGGAAGGACUGCUAUGCGGAGGUAGCAGCGGGUCCGCGAUGUGGGGAGCCAUUCAAGCGGCGAAAUCUCUUAAAGCAGGUCAAAGAUGUGUGGUUCUAUUACCAGACAAUAUACGUAACUAUAUGACGAAAUUCAUCUCUGACCAGUGGAUGGAGGCCCGCGGUUUCAAGCCAUACGAUAAUAACGAGAAACUGUGGUGGUGGAACAAUCCUCUGACUGAAGAUUUAGUUCAAGUAACCAAGAGCUUGUCACAAGACAGUACAACUUGUGAAGCUGUAGCAGCUUUGAGAGCAAAUAAAUCCACUCUCCUUACUAUUGUGAAUGACAACGGAUCAAUCAGUGGAAUAUUUAGCGGAGACAACGCCAGACGGAGACUGGCUCAUUUGUCAGGAUCCACAGAAGAGCCUCUUGAUAAAUUUACAGUAAAGAAGUUUUACAAAGUGGACCUCUCUGACAGUCCAACGCUGGGCAGUGUAUCGAGAAUACUGGAUAUAGCACCUUAUGUUGUGGUUGUCAAAACAGAUGGUGAAAAACAUGUUCAAAAGCCAGUGGGAUACAUAACAUCUGAAGACUUAUUGGAAUAUGUCACAGAUAAAAAACACAAGAUGAACGGGAAAUGAAAUAUAGAGAGGAAAACAUAUUGAAAGAUUAACUGAACAAAUAACAUAAUGACUUAAAUAUUUUCAUAUUCAUGUUUAUUGUAUAGAAUUCUCGAAGUGGCCUUAAAUUUUUGAAAUGUACUGAAUGUAGUAUAUACGAUCGCAUGACAUAUAUUUUUAAAUGUAAAGGACAUUUUGAAUAUUUUGCAUUAUUAUGAAGAAUAAACAUUUACCAUCCUCCCAAUAGUAGUGAAAUUUACAAAAAUUAUUUAAUAAUUAUAUUGUUUUAACUAUAAUAUUAAUUAUUGUACCUUCAUAAUAAAAAUUGGUACUGGUUC